This is a messenger RNA of Scaptodrosophila lebanonensis, 4219 nucleotides long. RefSeq names its product lateral signaling target protein 2 homolog. Bases 875 to 3898 code for a protein of 1007 amino acids. Gene Ontology annotation, cellular component: early endosome membrane. Gene Ontology annotation, molecular function: metal ion binding. Lineage: Eukaryota; Metazoa; Arthropoda; Insecta; Diptera; Drosophilidae. The record is from RefSeq and is a predicted model, not a curated record. The transcript has 5 exons.
AGCGAGAGAAAAGCGCUCACGCUUGCUUUUUGUGGAAGGGCGGAUGAGUGUUGCGCGAGUUUAAUGGUUUUUUCGACAAAGAAAAGCCAGUUUUUCGUCUUGUUUUGUUGCAAAUUCAACUUGUUUUAAAAGUUUUAAUAAAACGACGCAAUUUCCCAAUGAAGAAAUGAAGUUUAAGUGAUUUCUGAGUGGUAAAAAAGCAAGCCAAAGUCACGCGUGUGCAAAACGAAUACGACACAAAAAAAUGAAUGCGAAGCAAAGUGCAAAAGGCAUUAACAAAUUAGCACCGAAUAUAGAAAAGCAGAAACUAUGAAUCGCAUUUAAAAAAUUAGUAGUAUUGUGAAAAUUUCAGCAAAAAUGUGCAUUUAAAUUUGAAUAUUCCGAGAAAAGUGGAAAUAACAAAGCAGCAAGAGCGAUCACAGCAACGCAAACAUAUUGAAAACAGUGUGGCCAAGGCAGCAGCAGUAGUAGUCCCGUAUUUGUUCGUUGUUGCGUACUCGUAUUUCUUUUGUUUUGUUUGGUUUCUGUGGACGUCGUGAACAGCACACACACACAAGCGUACAUACAACGCCGCCGUUCGUCUCGUAUUCGUUUUUGUUGUUGCUGCCCCUGUACGUGUGCGUCAGCCUGUUCGCGCGACUAUCUCCGCGGCCGUUUUGCAUGCCCACUCAGUAAAUUUGUAUGAGUGUGUGUGUGUCUAUUUGUAUGCGUUAAGGCAAGGACGACGCUUUUUAUUGGAGCGAAUCGGCGCCAAGUCAUACGCAUUUUGAACGAGCGGUGCAGCCAUCGAGUGCACAUCGAAUUGCACUGGAGCAGCCGUCAUCGCUGGCAGAAGCAGUUGUGGCGCUAAUUGCUGCUGCAACGCUCCUCUAAGAUGGAUACUUUCCGCAAGUGGCUCAAUAAACCAAAGGCCGAUGACAAAUCUCUACUGGCUCGCUUUUACCAUGCGGAUCGCUCCCUCACGGCUGUGGCCAGUGAGUUGGACAGCUUUGACGGACGUGCUGAGCCAGAUCGCUGUUCCCGUUUGGUCAGCAGAUUACGACAAAAUCAGGACAAAGUGUUGGCCAUCACCAAUCUCAUAAUGGAGGAGCUGCUAGGUGAGGAUCGUGAUCCACGCUGUUUUCGUGCAAAGUUUCCCGAGGAGGUUUUGCAGGAGAAUUUGGCCGGUCAGUUGUGGUUUGGCGCUGAGUGUCUCGCCGCCGGUUCAUCGAUCAUGAACCGUGAGGCAGAGAGCAAGGAAAUGCGCCCACUUGCGCAGGCCGUGACCAAGAGUCUGGGCAAUGUGCGAGUGCUGCUGCGCGAUCAAUGCUUGCGCAACAAUGUGCCUAAUAGCAAAACUCUGCAUCUGGACCUGAACGACUCAACCACGGAACAGUUGUAUGAGAGUCUUAAGAUCUUUGAUCGUCUCUUCGCCGAGUUCGAACUGAGCUAUGUGAGCGCCAUGGUGCAAGUAAAGUCGCGCCAUGAAUAUGAGAUGCAACAAUGGAUUGGUGUUCUCUUUUCCGAGACGCUGCAACGAGCCCUCAAAAUAGGAUUACUUGAUCAGGAGAAGGUAGAUGCCUUUGAUCCUGGACUGAUGUUUUCAAUACCGCGAUUAGCUAUUGUAGCGGGUCUAGUCAUCUAUGCCAAGGGACCCCUCAAUAUGGACAUGCCGGCUGAUCAGUUGUCGGAAAUGUUUCGACCAUUUCGAACAAUUCUGAUCAAGAUACGGGAUCUGUUGCGUAAUUUAAACAAGCAGGAACUGUAUCAGUUGGAAAAAGUAUUGUGCACCAACGAGGACAUUAACACAAAGGUACCGGUGGGCGCCAGCAGCAUUGAGGCGCCAAGUCCCGAGCACAGUGUCAGCAACAACAACAACGAAAGUAACAGUGACAACGACAGUAGCAGCAGGAAAAACUCAAUAAGUGGCCACAAAAUUGUGGAGCGUUUGAUAGACCAGCGCAACAACAAUAACCUCAACACAGGCGGCGACAGUAACAGUCACCUUGCUGAAGAAGCCCAAAGCCAGGCAAGUUCGCGAGAAGCACGCUUUAGCCCACGUUCUUCGUCACCGUCCGUGUCGUCGCUAUCGGCUGCAAGUACGCCAACGGCGUCGCCAACACCUUCACAUUCAAUAGGUUCUACAGCAUCGGCGGCAACCUCAUCCACAAAUGCCACAGUUAACUGGAGCGACGAUGAGGCAGACGAAGACCAUGAUGAUGAUGUAACGCAUACUGAUACAGACUCGGAGCAGCUGCUAAAAGACAUUGUUGCUCCCGAUUGUGCCUCGGGCUAUCUUAUACCAAACACUAAUUUGGGCAAUCUGCUGCAACCGCAAGAAGUUCCUCUCACGGAUAAUUUCGUGGCAAGCGAAGAUGAUGAGUAUGGCCAGCAGGAGUUUGCGGAUGAAGAGCCCACCACAAGUGCUGCAGUUCUGGCGACAGGGCGAGCUCAGAAACUGCUUCGCUUGACAAGCAUCGACAGCGAACCCACUGAACAUUUGACAAUCAAUUUAUCGGAGGAGCAGAUGCCCACCAACGAAAGCCGGGGUGUGUGUAGUCGUGUUCGCCACCACCACCACACGCACAGCCAUCGGCAUCACCACAGACAUCAUCUUCAUAGCCACAAUAGUCAUCACCAUCAUCAGUCGGAAGAGUCGCAUCCACAUGCACAUUGCACGAGCCGCUCCGGUGGACGGCAGCGCACACCUUCGUCCAAGUACUGUAACAAUAAGAAUUGCGAUGCCACUACAGCAGCACAAAGUCAGCAUGUCAGCUCCAUGGUGGAAUCAAAGAGUGUGCAACCAAACUCGGGCUCAGACACCAGCACCGCCUCCUCGCUGUCCGACACCAAUCAAGCCGAUGUCUCUUUGGCCAUGCGCAGCACCACGGCACGUCUGAAAUUUAAGAGCACUGAAAACCUGCUUCAUCGCCUAUUUGUAUGCAUUGCCGGCGUUGCCGAUCAGUUGCAAACAAAUUUCGCAUCCGACCUGCGUCAAAUACUACGCAGCGUGUUUCUUAUAAAUGUGUCGUCGGCCCAGGAGGAGAUUGACAUACCGGAAAAGACAAAGGAGUCGGAGCUCUUUGAGUUUCGAGCUUCAGAAAACGAUGUGAUACAAGAGAGCGCCGGCUCCAACCAAAGCAUUUACUCAGCCGAGGAGGUCAAUCCCGAGCUGGACAAUGUGUUCAAUAACGGCAGCAGUAAUCCCCAAUCUGCCGUCGUCAUCGGGACGCGUCACUCGACAGGUACUAGCAUUCAGCGCAACAAUACUAUAGAUCUGGCGGCAGCCGAUUCGGAUACAGCGCCGACAACUCGUAACCACGUUGCACGCAGUCGUAGCUUGGGCGAUCAAGAGGCCACGACGGGCACUGCCCCCACAGCCAGUGCCACGCACUAUCAGCAUCAACUUGAGCAGCAGCAGCAGCAGCUUCAACGCCAGCGUAACAAUUCCGUGGGCAGCAACACGCCGUCAAGCGCAUCGUCCACCACCUCCUCGGAGCAGAAUUCGCCAGUAAGUGCACGCAGCGGUAGUGGCCGUCGGCACAACAGCAACAGCGAGUUUCCUGUACGUCUACCGAUGACUAGCAACUAUGCCUCCAACGCUACCGUCGACUCAACAGCACCCACAUCGGCAACCUUAUCGCCACCCGCUUGGAUACCCGAUGGAAAGGCGCCACGCUGUAUGUCCUGUCAGACGCCCUUCACUGCCUUCCGGCGACGUCAUCACUGUCGAAACUGCGGCGGUGUAUUUUGCGGAGUGUGUUCCAAUGCAUCUGCGCCGUUGCCUAAGUACGGACUGACCAAGGCGGUGCGCGUUUGCCGUGAGUGUUAUGCGCGAGAGGUGCGUACAUCUGCUUUGCCACACCAGAACACACCGCCGUCGCGCGAUGUACGGACCCAGACUGCUAGUGCUUCUUAGGACUGGCCGCUCUUGUGCCUGCCGGUGCUGGCAGGCGCAGCUCAAGCGACCCAUGGAAGAGGUGCAAAUGGGCGAAUGAAAAAAAAAGCUAACUGUGAAUCGCAAUUGUUUUCCAAAAUUGUUUUCUUUAUUUUAUAUGGUAAACCUAGACAAAUACAAUUAUUCUUUUUGUAGCAAGCAACCAAUACAUAUGUACGUACAUAUACAUAGUUAUAUAUGCAUACCUAUAUAUUUUUUAUUUAGAUUUCAAUGACCAACUGAAAGUCUUUAAAAUGUGUACAAUAAAGCGCAUUGAUGUGCAUGUAAUCCCGUCUUUUGUAA